Chenopodium quinoa (quinoa) is the source of this 3247-nucleotide messenger RNA. RefSeq lists its product as uncharacterized. The coding region runs from base 371 to 1786 and encodes 471 amino acids. The record is from RefSeq and is a predicted model, not a curated record. Gene Ontology annotation, molecular function: protein binding. Lineage: Eukaryota; Viridiplantae; Streptophyta; Magnoliopsida; Caryophyllales; Amaranthaceae. The transcript is spliced from 21 exons.
GUUUUGGUACUUUUGGUUAUGUAAUGUAAAGGCUGUUCUUCAGAUCUAUCAAUCAAUGAAAUCUGUGUUUUAUUAGCAAUUUUUUCCGAAUUUACGCCUAAUUUCUCAAUUGUUUUAAUUUUCUAAUUGCAAAAAUAAUGGAGUUUGAGUUGAUCUUUUAAAUUUAGAAUAUCAAACGUUUGAUGUGUUGUUGGUGCACAGUAUGCGGUAUACAGUGCGUCGCACAGUAAUAUUCCCUUAUUAACCUGUUAUUUUAUUUAUUUAUUUAUUUUAAUUUUCAGAAAUGAAAACAGGUUGCUAAAUGUGAGAGCGGCAAGUGAAAAUUUGGCGGGAAACUCAAUAAAGUAAUUUGGAGAGAGAAAAGCUUCAAAUGGAUCGAUAUGUUGUGCCAAUUGAAUCUUCUUCUACAAACCCUAAGCCAAUUAGAAGGCCUCGUUGGAAGAGGACUGCAAUUGAAUUGAAUGGCUGUAUUGAAUCUAAAUACAAGCGCGAAAUGUGUGGAUUAUUGGUUCAAUCUUAUUCUCAGAUUGGCGUGUUUACUCAUCUGUAUCAUAUUGAUGGACGUCCUUGUCAAACUCAUAUGAAUCGAGUAAUGUCGUUUGCUGGCUUGGAUCAUCAGGGGUCCUCUAGAAGGCACGGUGUAUCUGCAUUAGAGUUUGAUAAUCAGGGAAUAUACUUAGCUUCGGUGACAAAAUCUGGUUGCUUGAUGGUGCACGACUUUGAAUCUCUUUACUGCCAAAGUAAUGUGACAUCACCAUGGUGGAAGGAGGAUGAAACAAAGCAUCUUUUGCACAUAUCUACAAGAAGGCAUCUUGAUUCUGUUCGAUGGAAUCCUGCUAACCAAGACGAGGUUGCUUGCACAUCACUGAAAAGCCGUGAAGUAUUAAUUUAUGACAUUGGUUAUGUCUCUUCCGACCCUGUUGAAAUUUUAACAAAGAGGGCUUCUGUCACUAUCCAUGGUUCUGAUAUCGUGACGGGUCUGUCAGAUGUAGCUUUUACAUCAGAUGAUUCCAGAGUUUUUGCUUCGGAUACCUCUGGUUCAAUCAAUAUAUGGGAUAGAAGAAGAGGUAGUUUUCCAUCUGUUGAGCUGACAACCAAUUCCCACAAUGCUCUGAACAGUAUACAAUUGAAUGUCGAAAAUCAGAUUGUUUAUGGAGCUGGUAAGCAGGGCAUGAUAUAUAUGUGGGAUCUUCGUGGUGGAAGAACAUCAGCAGCUUUCCAGAGCAAUAAAGAGGCAUAUCAUCCACCUAUGGCAUCAGUGAAGGUCUCAUCGUUGCUAGAGAAAAUAAAGUCAUUAAAGGCGCAGUCACAUAUUGUCCCCAAGGAUAUACACUCGAUCAAUUUGGAUCCCACUUCUUCUUAUCGUUUAGCAUUCCACCUUGAUGAUGGAUGGUCAGGCAUUCUUGAUAUCCAUACAUUAGAAGUGACACAUAUCCAUUGCCCUCCACCAGCCUGGUUGACUGGCUCAGACAUAUCCAAUUUAUCGUACCUUAUAAAGCCGUCCUGGCUAUCCACAAAUUCAAUAUAUGCAGUUGGGUCAGCAUCAUCAGAUAAAGGACUACACCUUCUAGACUUCUUUCCUGAUCCAAAUUCUCCCUGCCAUGUGGACUGCAGUGAGGAAAUGGUGAAUAGUUCCAGGCAAAACGGUUUUGUUCCUCUGUCUGAAGAUGUUUCUGCUUGUGCUACACAUCCACAAAAUGAUUUCAUUGUAGCUGGCACCAAGCAAGCAUCUUUGCUUAUGAUUGGCCAAAGAAAGAAGAGCUUACACGGGGAUGAAGGUCCUUGAAACAAUUGAACCUUGUGGAAAUGAUACAAGACUGAUUGUCAAGACCUCAAGCAGCAGAUCCUUGUCAUCAUAAACAGCCAUGAUGCUUUCGAAUUUCCGAAAGUCACCUCCUUUGAAAGUGCAAAAUGAGCAUUGAAGGGUUGAAGUCAGUUGGAGUUCAGGGAAGAAUUAUCAGCUUCUAUUGCCAAAGAAAGUGCAAAAUACAAGACUUGAUUCAUAACUUGGGAUUGUGAAUCCAUCUUGUGCUUCUUCAUCAUUCGUCCUCCACGUCAUUCAUCAUGUAUAUUUUGCAUUGUAUCAAGCUAACAAAACUUUGUUGUAACAUAAAUAUAACAUGGUUAUAGGUUUAUGUAUUAGGAAAAUAUAACAUGGUUCAAUUGCACAAGUAGUUGGAACUUGCAAGAUAGUGUAAUAUUGUUGGAGAAGAAAAAGAUUCAAAUUAUUAUUUUUUUAUUUAUUUUUAAUAAAAAAAAUUGAAGCAUAAUUAUAUGAUUAUAUGACUUUUGCUAAACAAGCUCUUAUUGUUUAAACUUGUAAUUUGUAAAUAAGCUAUUGCUUUUCCUUAAAAAAAAAAAUAAUAAUAAAAAAAAAAUUGGUAGACAACUUAAAAUAAAAUGAGAGAAAUUAAUGGUAAAUUAAGGAUGUCAAAAAAAAGAAUCAACUAAUUAACUACUUACCUCUUUUAAAAGGGAGUCACACCCACCCUAUUACCCAAACUCAAAUAAAGAGUUUUGAGUCGAGCUCAACUCGGCUUGUUAUCACCCCGACCUACGUAACGCAUUAUAUAGUUACUGAGCUAGAACCGGAAGUUGUAACUCUGUAAAUUGGGCGGUUCAAUCUCGCUGUUUUCUCCCAGUUCCCGCCAAGGUUUUGAAUAAGGUUGCCGAGUCAAGAAAAGUGGUAGAAAUCAAGAUGAAUUUAACUGUGGUAAGAGGUUUUUGGAUAUGCCCAUAGGCAUAGGAUCUUCUGUAAGGUAUUAAAUUUUGAUCAUUUAAUGCCCGCCUAACAUCUUUAUCUUAAUUUUCUUUGUAGAAUGGUACAUUAAGAUACUUAAAUCCUAUAGUCUCCACGUUAGAAAGCAUUUAUAUCCUAGAAAAGAAAUUGUUUUGUUUACGUAGAAAAGUCGCUGUGUUCUACAACUAUUGUUGUCAUACAACCUGCCAGGGUAACGAAACAAAAAGUUUCCAUGUAUCAUUCUUCUCCAUGGUUAGAGUUCAACUAAGGAUUAGGGGAGUGAUGGUGCCCUUUUAUCAUAACCAAAAAGGUAAUUAUUCAUGGAAGGGUCAGACUGACUAAUUCCAGAGUGCUUUAGAGAUGAACUUUUAUGUACAAACCUUGAUGGUAGUCAUUUGCAUAUAUAGUAUCAUAUAUUUCGUAUUAGACUUGGUCUCUUGGCAAACCCCUGUUAAUAGGUAAUCAAUAUUUGAAGUUACAAUAUCAAGCAGUGUGUCUCUUAGUGAC